CGAUCAUCGAACAAUCAACAUCCCCAUCACCAACAUCAACAUCUCCUCCUCACACCACCACCACCACCACCACCACCAGCAAAACACCUCCACAAACAAAAAAAACACAAAAAAAAAUGUCCGAACCCAUCCCCGAAUCCAUCCCCACAAGCGCCGACCCGCGCAGCAAACGGCCCCUCAAACGGCGCGCCGUCGGCCCAUCAACCGCACAAUCCGAACAAGCCUCGCAGAUCGAAACGCUGAUGCGGGACCCGACGCGCGAGAUUCACCUGCCCGUCCAGAAACCGCCACGAACCGCGGGGUCGCUGCCGCCGCCGCCGGAGAUCGUCGCCAACGUGCAGGGGUCGUCGGCGGGAGCCGGGUCCGGCGAGUUCCACGUCUACAAGGCCAGCCGGCGGCGCGAGUACGAGCGGCUGCGGCUGAUGCAGAGCGAGGUGGUCCGGGAGCAGGAGGACGAGGCGUGGGCGCGGAAGCAGGCGGAAACAAAACGGCGGGAUGAGGAGCGGACGGAGAAGAAUCGGCGGCGCAGGGAGAAGAAGAAGCGCGGCGGCGAGAAUGCGAAGAAGGAUGGGGAGGCUACCGGGGCCAAGGCCAGCGGUGGCCAGGCGAAUACUGGGAACGGGGAGGGGAAGGAUCGGAUGGUGGUUGAUGAGACGGCCUCAAAGACGGUGGGGGGUGAUGGCAUCGCUGCUGGGACGGAUGAGGGUGGGGAGGUGCAGGGGAUCAUUAUCCACGAUGAUUGAGUUGGAUUGCAUUGCAUCGGGAAGCAGGUGACGGCUGGAAGUGCUAUGACCAGUAUUGCACACAGCAAGUAUGUGGAAAAAGAGAUGCAGACAAUGUACGAUAUGAAGAUACCCAUUAGUUUGAAGUCUAGGAUGUUCUUACAGACUGUCCGUUCCA
Messenger RNA from Aspergillus uvarum CBS 121591, 900 nucleotides. Its product is annotated as PRKRIP1 family protein. The record is from RefSeq and is a predicted model, not a curated record. The transcript has a single exon. The coding region runs from base 117 to 743 and encodes 208 amino acids. Gene Ontology annotation, molecular function: protein kinase inhibitor activity; double-stranded RNA binding; protein kinase binding. Gene Ontology annotation, cellular component: nucleolus. Lineage: Eukaryota; Fungi; Ascomycota; Eurotiomycetes; Eurotiales; Aspergillaceae. Gene Ontology annotation, biological process: negative regulation of protein kinase activity.